This is a messenger RNA of Diutina rugosa, 909 nucleotides long. Its product is annotated as ubiquitin-protein ligase. Bases 1 to 909 code for a protein of 302 amino acids. Lineage: Eukaryota; Fungi; Ascomycota; Pichiomycetes; Serinales; Debaryomycetaceae. The record is from RefSeq and is a predicted model, not a curated record. The transcript has a single exon.
AUGCUGCGAUUCGACUACGAAUUUGAUGAUGCAACUAGGUUUUCAGAAGGGGGAUUAAUUGUGUCGAGUGAGGUUGGCGAUGAUAGGUGCAUUGGGUUUGAUGAAUACAUGAGUGAUGAGGAGAUGACUCGUUCGUAUCCAUCCAGGAUCAAUGGUGGUAUGCUUCAACGUCGUGAACAAGAAGCACAGAAGCAUCUAAGUGCAGAGGAGAAAUGGUCAUGGGAGGGGUUUGAUCAAAUUCGAAAUAAUGUCGAUGACAUUGUGAUUGAAGGCAGCAGUCGCGAUUCAGCUCCUUCAGAAACCAGUAAGCCUCGCCGCAAGCGCAAAAAGACUACACGUGUUGAACAAGAGACUCUAUUGCCAGUAUCAACUGACGCUGAACCAACCCAAUCUUCGAGAAUUACCUCUUUGUUGAAUCAGGUGAAACAAAAUAGUUCCCGCAAGUAUAAUCAAACCCAAUCAUCCGCUGUUUUGGUGCGUCUGCCUCCGGUGAGACCACUCUCACCAGGACCAGCCUUAUCCCCAGCGCCAACCAUGAGUCCAAGUCCGCAAAUGACACCUCAUCUGAGUCCUGAUGCCCCCAUACGCUAUGUCUUGUCAGGUGCAACAAGUCCUCCUGAGAGCGACACUGAUUCCGCUCCGAUCGCCGAUCUCACCAUGGACCAGAAGCUAAGGAUACAGGAUUACAUUCGACAAUUGUUGCGGCCAUUAUACAAGCCUAGUGGCAAACAGAGAAGGCGGCCAUUAAUCGUUCUGCUGGAUCAUUACUGUGAUAUCAACAAGCGAAUUUCUCAUAUUGUGUAUGCUGAAGUCAAACAUCUACCUCUGUUUUCAGAGGUGUUCACAGACGAUCCUGAGAAAAUUCAACGUAUUGUGGAACGAGUUGUUCAAAAUGAGUUGAAGGAAUAG